AUGGCGACUAUCAGCGACCACUUCGUCGACAAGACUGAUCCCGCUCCUUAUCACCAGGCCAUUUUCCUCUCUCAGAAAUCGAUCAAUAAUGGUUUCAGCGCAAUGUGGGAGGCUGCGCAGGAUAUACCGGAUGAUCCGGAUAAUCCAGACCCAAACCAGAAUCCCCUCAAGUACUUCAGCGUCCCUAGCAGGACACAGGAAUACUUCAAGUUCAAUACUGGAAAGCCCGAGGUACGGUUGCAGGUUACUACGGGUGGAGAUCCCAUGCUAUACUUUCGGCUCCGCACCGAUAACGGCGGACUAUGGGUUUUCACCACAGAAGACCCUAAUGACGACACCCACAUUGACUGGGACAUUGCGGGCUUUGUAUUUGCUUUCUCGGUUAGAAUUGGGAGAAAGGAGAUCACCAAAGAGUCGCAGGAGUACAAAGACUUCAAGGACCGCGCUGGACUCCCCAACUCCAACUUCACCCUGGCGAUGCUUUUCAUUGAUGCAUCAACAACCACAACCUGGAAUGACGAGCUUAGUGACUUCAGAGACAAGGCGGACGAGUGGAGAAACCUAACUCCUGAGGCCCGCGGCACAAUUAAAACUUGGGUUACAAAGUGGCUAAAUAUCACGAAUGAAAAGGGCCAAAGCAUUCUGGGAUAUUCCGCAGAGCGCCAGGAAGAUGACGAGUUAAACGAAUAUGCACCCACAUUUCCUCCAACCAGUAUUGACUACUACUGCUAUCCGUGGAAGGGCUUGGAUGGCUCCGAGGCCCCAAAGGACGACCUGGAUACCAACGCCCUCUCGUAUUUGAUGAUGUCCAACUUCGAGGAACCCCCGGCUGGCGGGUCAAUUGAAUACACCGGCCCUUGGGUUGAUGAUAGUGAUCGGCAGGGUACCUUUGUUAUGAACCGCACUUUGUUUUGGCCUUGGAUGAACCGACUGGUGCGUCAGAUGGUCAUUGCUAUGACCCCUUACCCCGAUACGCCCUUUGUCGAAUGGAGUGGAGAAAACCCAGACCUUCCUUGGCGUAGUGGUAUUCGCUUCCACGCCGGAGAUGACGAUGCUCAGGACAGUGAAUACCAGUUUACUGAGAGUUGGAACCCAUUCUAUCCAGGUUUCCGUUGGUUUUUGACCGGCCCAAACCGUCACAGCGAAGCUAGUGCUACCAAUCCCCAUGAUUCUAAGAACAAAAUGAUACUAAAUGAAGACACGAGCGAUACCCAUGCUAGGAUCAGAUUCAUUCCUGGUGGAGAGCAGGUGGAUCUGCGGGGAUCAAGUUCGUUUAAAUUCCGGGCGGAUCAUGAAAGAAAGCGCCCUACAUACACGGAAAUGCGCUUUGGAAUUAAAUGGUCAAUCUCACUGGCCAUGUCAUCGGUUGAGGAUGGUGGGUUGCAAUUUCAGGUUGUCAAGGACUCUGAUGUGGUGGAGGUCACUCAUGAAAAGGAAGGAGGCAUGCGUUGGAGUCAACCCCCGGAAGAAAUUGCGGAAGAUUGGAAGAACAGGAUCAAGGGGGGAUUAAGAAGUUCGCUGGACAGAGUUGCGGACAAACUCCUGAACGGCCUAGCUGACCAGCAUCGACUCUUCCUCCCUGGAAAAGGCAGCUAUCUGAUGAAUAAUCCCAUCUGGGGCAAAGAGGGAGACUUGCUAGUCAAUUUGAACUGGAAUGGUGCCGAUCCACCCAAGAAGAAGAAGCGUCAUCUGUACUCUUCUUAA
This is a messenger RNA of Aspergillus pseudotamarii, 1704 nucleotides long. RefSeq lists its product as uncharacterized. Lineage: Eukaryota; Fungi; Ascomycota; Eurotiomycetes; Eurotiales; Aspergillaceae. Bases 1 to 1704 code for a protein of 567 amino acids. The transcript has 7 exons. The record is from RefSeq and is a predicted model, not a curated record.